UCAAAUAAUGCAAAGUUUUAGAUUUUUGAUGAUAUAAAUGUGAAAAUUUAUGUCGUCCAAGCAUGCGCCAUUGGUCAGGUAUUUCAUAGGACAGGCGCAUAAUAUACACCUAUUGUGGUAAUUACUAGAAACGUAAAUUACUGUAUUUAACUAACAGCCUUCAGUUAGACAAUAUGUUAAAUCUGGCAUGAGGAAAUAGAUCGAUAACGGAUAAGUUGAAUAUAAACGAUGGUGGGCGGUUUGAAAACCUCAUUUGUGCAGCUGUAUUCAGCAAUAUGCAGAAAGGUAAUUGCAUAAAUUUGAAGUCAUAUGGGCAAUAAGGAAACAGUGUCAUCAAUAUUGUGGCAUUUAGUUUUAUGAAGCGACUAUAUAGACGGCGGAAAAAUGGUUCUACAUGAAUUUUUUCCUCAAGUUUUGAUAUUUACAAGCAUUACUUUCGCUUUAGACCCUCCUUCUAAUGUUACCGUGACAUCUAUAAUCACCGACACCUUCCGUGUUCAUUUCAACCAAUCAACAACUGCGAUUUCCCACGAAGUCAAAGUUCAAGCAAAGCUGUUAUCGGAAGAUAUUCACCUUGUCAAUUCAUCGGAUAAUGCCGUUCAGAUAACUGGGCUCCAGAGCAACGUGAUAUAUGACGUCACUGUACGUUCUCGUGACUCCGCUGGAUCAGUGAGCAACUACACUGAAGCAGUUCAAGCAAAAACAUAUCCGUCAGGUGUACAAGUGAUUGUAAGCGAGCCUACUCAAACUGUAUUUACUGCAUUCUUGGAAGUUGUCGCGGGAGCAAGAGAAUGGAGUAUUCAGCUACUCAACCAACGAACAAAUGUCACACAAGAGGAUAUUGUCAACACUACUUACAAAAUCUACAAAGAUCUAGACGCAGACACAACAUAUUCAAUCAGAGCUCGUGUUUCAAAACUUGACUUCUCGUAUUUAAGUGAGACUCAAAGCCCCUAUGGUAACUGGACAACAGCAACUACAAAAAAACUUUCAUUGUUUGGUCGUGUCGUCCUUCUUGGACAAUCAGUUUUAACUGUUGAUCAAGCAAAGCUACAAGAAUGGGAAAAAACUCUAUUCGACGAAUAUGUUAAAAUACAACCACAAGUCUUCUCUGUGAAGCAGUUAGAAGACAUAAAAUCCACUUCAGACGUCUUAUUCCAUCAUGAAAUAUUCGUGAAUGGAACAGCAAUUCCGGAUCUCACUACGUUUCAACUGAACAAUUCUGCAACGAUUAAAAAUUCGGUUGUGGUAACUGAUGUGAAUAACAACACUCAAUAUGGAAUAUAUGUGGAUGCCGGCGACUUGACAAAAGCAUUACAACUUCAUCUACACGAUGAUGUAGCGAAAUGUGGAACAGAAAAUACAAACGAUUGGCGAAGUUUCACCCUGAAUCGAAAUGAUGGGAAGUCAUCAUCUAUCAAUCUAAUCACUAAUUCUGCGGAGCAUCGCACAGAUACCAACACGAUUUUCAAAUUUAACGACAUAAAACUCUUUGAUCCUCACUCUGAAAGCAUAUAUACCAAUAUGCAACCAAAUAGUUUAUACAGCAUCGACCAACAUUAUCUGAUAAAAAUGUGUCAGUCGAGCGACAAGUCCAGUUAUCUGUACUCUCGACGACAUGGAGCACUUUUCGGAAACGAAGCCACAUUAGCAUACAAAAAUACGUUUGUACAUUCUACAGGCCCGAGUCAGGUUGACGUCAGCAAAAUUACGUACGAAGUAUCGGGAGAUAAGAAAUCAAUAAUUCUCAAAAUGAGAGCAAUAUACAGAGCACAUUCUUAUAAGUUUUUGAUUGACGGAGUUAGUGAGGUCAAUUUAGGAAAUCUGGAUAGCUCAAGAUAUGUGGAGGCCACACUGGGAGGACUUUCUGCAUUCAAGGAAUAUUGUGCUGAUGUUUCUUACACAAUAAACCACCCGGAUUGGACCCAAGGGACAAGUUCGCCAACCUGUUAUCAGUUUUAUUCAGGAAGUCCCAAUACUACUUCAAUCCGUAUUGUUGACGUUCGUUCAAACAGUUUCAAGGUGUCGUACCGAUAUAAAAAAUAUGCAACGAGUUACAUAAUCAAGUUAAGCAAUGAAACAAAGUUGCGGAAAAUCACGACAGACCAAAAUUUUUUUGUUGUCAACAGUGGUAUUGAAGAUGGAAUGACGUAUAAUGUCAGUGUAGCAACUCAGAACCCGUUCGGAGUUUCAGAAUUCUCAAAUAUUAAGAGCACAAAAUUCUGGAGUUUCCACGACAUUACAAACAAUUCAAUAAGGCUGAAAUGGGACAACGAAUCAACGGAUUUCAGCUAUAAUAUAGGAGUGUUAGAAACCGGACAAAUUUAUCAAAGCAACACCAAUGAUUUCUUGAUUUCAAGUUUGGAUCCUGGAAAAAUUUAUGCUAUCAAUGUAACAGCGAUACAGUUAGAUGAAUCGUCCUUGUUGUUGUUCACAGAUAGCCAGAUUACUGUGCCUGCGAUACCAACUUAUUUGCGAAUCUCAUCUAAAAGCGAGUUCAAGGCGAACAUUGAAUGGAAUUCGAUGGACGGGGUUGAAGAAUAUUUGGUAGAUAUCAACGGAAGAGGAGUCAUUGAGUCAAUGAAUACAUCAUUGUUGUCUGCUGACUUCACCGGCCUUCUGUCAGGUGCAAAAUAUACAAUCGGAGUUGCGACUAGAAACGCUGCUGGAAAAAGUGAUCGUGCAGUGAUAGAAGUUUUAACACAUUUUGCUGUUCCCGUCAAUUUAUCAACGACAUUGGUAUCAAGCACCUCGAUAGACAUCAAAUGGAGCGGUAUAAACGGAGCCAAUUCAUACACGAUUAGGGCGGUUGGAAUGUCAAACGGCACUGAAUUUAUUAAAGACGUUAAUUCGAGUACCCCAUCGGUCAAUAUACAGAAUCUUUUGCCUGGGCUGAAAUAUACCAUUACUGUGUUUGCAAAAUACGACGAAGGCGAUAGCAAUAACUCGGAAACUCACUAUCAAUUUACAGUUCCUGACAAGACCACCAAUCUGGCACUAAUAUCCAGGGAAGAAACCUCACUCGGAGUAGCCUGGGAGUCUGUAGUUGGAGCAGAUAUCUACAGAGCUACUAUACCAGGUGUGAUCAUAAACACAACUCAGACUACAGCAUUGUUUCCUAAUUUGCUUCCAAACAAGGGAUACGAUGUAGAAAUAUACGCAAUCAACUCCGCGGGGCAAGGAUCUGGAUUUAGCAGAAAAUUUUUCACAGUAUUCCAAAGUCCACUCAACCUAACGACGAGCAAUGUAACAACCAACUCAUUUUUGGUUAAUUGGAUUGGAAGCACAGACGCAAAAAAAUUUGUGGUCACAACCGCAUACGGAAGCUUUCUCGCCAACGCUACUUCAAUUACUUCACCUGUUAAUGUAACUGGACUAACGCCCGGCACUCUAUACAAUUUCAGCGUAGUUGCAAUAUAUGAAGAAGGAAAAAGUGAACCUUCUGGGACCGUUCAACAAAUAACAGUUCCUGAUGCCCCCACAAACUUGCGUUUGGUAGCAAAAGAGGAAACCUCGCUUACCAUUGCUUGGAAUCCAACGACUGGUGCAGAAUUGUACAAAGUUACGCUGGAAGCAGGCGCAGUUCAACGUUCUCAAACUACAACGAAUACAUCGAUGGUAUUUCAAAAUCUACUUCCUAAUAGAGGAUACACUGUCAAAGUUUUUGGAGUAAAUUCAGCUGGACAAAGCAUUGGUGGACAAGAUAAAUAUAAAUAUUUUACGGUGUUCCAGACUCCCGAGAACGUUACCGUAACUUCAGUACAAAGCGAAUCAUUUCUUAUCAGCUGGAACGGGAGUACAGAUGCGAUCAAAUUCAUAGUGACAAUGACUUCAGCAAAGUUAGAAAGCAACACUACGCACUUGCUGGCUACCGGGUUAAAACCAGGAUCAAAUCAAUCCAUUAUCGUCUAUGCAAUAUAUUCAGAAGGAGAAAGCGGUCCAACGAAAACAAUUUACCAGCUAACUGCACCUGGUACGCCAACAAAUCUGCGAUAUUUACAUGUCGCACAAAAUUCGUUAAAAAUUGGCUGGAAUUUGACUUCUGGAGCCGAUUACUACAUGGUAAAUUUAGAAGGACACAACAAAACAGUUAUGAAAACCGGAACCGACACUACUUUUUUCAAUCUAACGGCCGGAACAAAAUACAAUGUGUCAGUAAGAGCUCACAAUCAAGCUGGUUUCAGUGGAAUCGCCAAGACUACAUUCGAAACAAUUCCGAGCAAUCCUAUUAUUGAAACUAGUUCCGCUAAUAACACACAUUUAUAUAUCUCGUGGAGCGCACCAAAAGGUGCUACGCAAUACAGGGUGGAGGUAACUUUGCCUGGUGGUAGUCCCGUAACUGGAAUCACCGGUGCCGGGAUUGUCUCCAAUGUCUAUGCCGUAAUAGGAGGUUUGAAUCCGAACCUGAAAUAUGUCGUCCGAGUGUCUGCAAUAUCUAGCGCCGGAGAAAGUCCUACCAGUCAACCGCUUACUGUAGAUCCAGCACCACCGCCACCCAGUAACGUUAUCUUACUUGGAAGAACCUCUACAUCCCUUAAAAUGAGGUGGGAUAUUGAUGCAAAAGCAACUAGAUGUGAAAUCACAAUGAACGGCCAAGUAAAGGUCUUUACAACAAACACGGGAAACUUCAAUGAUUUAGUGCCAGGAACGAAAUAUUUAAUUGUACUGAUAGCCAUGGGCUCUGGUGGUCGAAGAAGCAACUCCACCGUUGUGGAAUUUCAAACACUUCCCUCGUCCCCAACACCAGAAACAGGCGCAGUUACAACAACUUCAAUAAGAGUAUCUUGGAAAUCGAUGAAGGGCGCGGAAAAAUACAAGAUAAAAGUUACUUCUCCCGGGAAAAUUCAACCAGACCUGAUAACCAACGAAACAGCGCUUCAGAUAGGGAACUUGAUGCCCGGUACACAAUAUACCAUCAACUGUACUUCUGUGUUAGGAACUGAGACCAGUAGUCCAUGGAAAUCCAUUCAAGCAGCAACACUAUGCUUGCCUCCAAGUGGAGUAAAUGUUACUUCAGUAACCCACAAUUCCCUCUCAAUUGAGUGGAACCCAUCACAAGGUGCAUCAGAGUACAAUAUUAUUGUGGUGAAAUUAGAAGUUUCAAAGCAAAGACGUCGUCGCUCAACAUCUGGUAGUCCAAAGAUCGAGAUUACGUCAACAUCAGCCAAAGUAUCAAAUCUUAAUCCGGGAUCUGAUUAUAGUAUUUCAGUGGUAGCUGUUAAUUCAGCAGGUCGGAGUGUCAGUCCGGGAAAAUCGAUAAAAACAGGUGCAGGCAAUCCCGCCAAAUUGUUAUCCAAUGACGUCACUACCUCAUCCGUUAUGCUUGAAUGGGCUGCACAACAUGGAGCAACCAGAUACAUGGUUUAUUAUCGAGAAAGCGGAUCUGGAAACACAACUGCGAUAUCAGCCGGUACAGUAGUUAGCCGCAAAAUAGAGUCACUCAAAUCUGGAAUAUCAUACGAAUUUUCUCUCGCCACCGUAUCCGUUAUUCAACCAGGAGCAAAAUAUUUUUUGAACACCGCUGAUACUCCUAACGUUACAGUUAUCACAGUUCCUCGACCCCCGAUUGGGCUGGCUGUCUCCAAAUCAAUAAAAGCAGUAAAAGUUAUGUGGGAAAAAUCUGUCGGUGGAGUUUUAUAUUUUGUUCAUGUAAAAUGGAGUCUUUCAAACUCUACGUAUAAUACAACAGGCAACUCAUUGAAUUUAACAAUGGAAAUAGAGAAAAACGUUCAAUACUUAUUUACAGUCAGCGCUGUAAAUAGUCAAGGAAGAUUCAGCUCGACGUCAGAACCUGUUAUUUACAAAGUUGACGAAGAAUCACCCGAUUCGCAAUCUCAGAUACCAUGGUGGGUGUGGUUGAUUGUCUGUGUCGGAUUUCUCAUAAUAAUAAUUCCACUUUUAAUUUUUAUGAUUGCUAGAAAAAGACAGAAAUCUCGUGAACAUACUGGAUUCUACGAUGUUCAAAAUGGUAAUGGCGGAAAUGGUAAUUACGAGAUACCAAUUGUAAGACUCGACAUGAAUAAAUCAGAAAGCGAUGACGUAAGUCGAUUUUUGUUCGAUUUGUGGAUUGAAGUAAAACAGGAAGAAAGAGAUGAGCCUCAAACUUCAAAUUUCGACCACAUGCCCAUUGUGACCAGUUCAGACAAUGCUCCAAUUUUAAGUACGUUUUCUGACGGAUCAGCCCAAGAUGCCCCUACGUCCCCACCUCCCGAAUCCAAUACUGACGAGACUUGCAACGUUUAUGCUAACGUGGAUGACACAUCCGAAGCCGUAACCAAAGAGUCUGAUGCCGAGCAUGUUUAUGCCGAAGCUAUGAACAAAGAAAUCGCAAAACAAGAACGACAAGAUGUGGUUGAACAUGCUAACAAUUCGACUGAAAACCAGGAUGAACCGGCGUAUGCCAGUGUAAAUAAAAAUUCUUCAAAAUUCAAAAGAAAAAACAAAACGUCAACAUUUAGAAGUCCUGAAAAUAAUGCAGACGGCGAACAAGGCAGAGAAAAUCCUGUCUUUGUCAGUGGUGGGGAGGAUGAAAAAGAUGGCACCGCAAAUAGAGAUAAUGCACAAGGUGCCACAGAGGAUGAUGCCACAGUUGCAUAUGCCACAGUGAAUAAGCCUUCAACUAGAACAUUUAAAGACACUGUCGUUAGCGAUGAUAAGUCAAAAGAUUACAAUGAUGAUUAAAUUAUAGGCGAUUACGCUACAGUAAAUGAGCCUUCUGUCGAAAAACAGAAAUCCUAAUACAGUAUAUAAGAAAAAUUGGUUUUUGAUUUUGUAUUCGAUUGGCUAAGAGUCAUAUUUAUUCAUGUAUUUGUUAAUAUCUCAAUUUCAAGAACAAACUAACUAAACGUCAUCUUGGUAAGAUAGCUGGCCAUGAUAUAUAUGUUCAGUAUCUACUAUCUACGGGUAUUUUAUUUUUACAUUCUUCCACAGAGACUGAUUUUUAUCCCCUUGUGCAUGCAAUAUCAGUCUAUGUUGCGCUUUAUAUCCUACAACAAUAAUCGAGGCAAUUGUGUGCCAGUCAGCUUCUACUUUAUAUUUGAUUUCAGAAAACAGUAAGUAUGUUAUCAUCGUAUAUUAUCAAUAUUUUUUUAAAAAGGUUGAUGGCGAGAAUCAGUUGCCGGACUCGAAAUUACAGUAUAUGCUUCUUAGAUCUAAUACGUUUUAAAACGUGUGUGUGUAUUUAUUCAUUAAACAUUUUUCCUUCUUGUGUGGUAUGAGUUUAAAACAAUUAUAAAUUAAAGCAAUAUUUAUAGAGUUCGCCUUGUUGUGGAAAUCCCCCUCACGACAAGAAGAAGAAAUAAAAAAUUAGUAUGUGAAAAUCCAAGCACUUAUUGUUUUAAAAAUUGUAUUUUUUGAAGAUGAUAAAUUAUAAAACUUUCUAUCAUUGAGACUCCGUGGGCUAUCUAUGUUUGUAUUUAUAUGGAAUACCCAUAGAUUUGAUACAGUUAGUUUUAAAACCGUCCGGAAAACCUUACAAGAACAGAAUGGUCAAAUUGAUAUAGAGUAGAAAAAAUAAGCAAUGUUACAAGGAAUCAUAAUAUUAUUUGCUUUUGAAAGCAAGCUGAGUAAAAUAUAUGAUUACAGCGUUAUA
Messenger RNA from Styela clava, 7591 nucleotides. Lineage: Eukaryota; Metazoa; Chordata; Ascidiacea; Stolidobranchia; Styelidae. The record is from RefSeq and is a predicted model, not a curated record.